UGCUGUUCGUCAUGCGCGUCCCCGCCCUCUGAUAAUGCAGCAUGGGGGAGAGAGCGCAACAAAAUGAAGGACUUCGCGGCCGUCGAGGGUCUUCAUAGCGAAAUAGACUAAACGACGAUUUAUUUUUCUCGGAUGGAAAAACCGUAGACAGAAGUCGAGUUGUACUUUAAGCGUGGAAGCCGCCGGCUGACCGUCUGACCGCCUGACUCGCAGGACAAACGGCUGGUCGUUUCAUCCGUCGUGAGUAGCAGGAUCGUGGUUGAUAGGACAGAGGAUUUUCGACAUAAAAAUGCAGUGAUGCACAAUGCCGAUAGUGGACAAACUCAAGGAGGCCCUGAAGCCAGGGCGAAAGGACUCGGGCGAUGAAGGCGACCUGAACAAGCUGCUGGCCUCUUCUGCCAAGAAGGUCCUGUUGCAGAAGAUUGAAUUCGAGCCAGCCAGCAAGGGCUUUGGCUACCAGCUGGAGACCCUGAAGACCAAGUAUGUGAUCUUGAACCCCAAGACCGAUGGGGUGUCGGCCCAGAGACCAGCAGAGCCUGCCCCCAUCAAAAGGCAGGCUCUAACUGACGUCAAUCUUCGGACAGUGUCGGACGGCCUUAGUGGGGGUCAGGGUGAUGGCAUCCCUGCGCCGCAGAAGCUGCUCUUUCCAGGGAACAAGCUCUCCAUGAAGUGGGAGCGGGUGUACCGGGUCGGAGCCGGCCUCCACAACCUGGGCAACACUUGCUUCCUCAACUCCACUGUGCAGUGUCUCACCUACACACCGCCGCUGGCCAACUACCUGCUGUCCAAGGAGCACAGCCGUGCCUGUCACCAGUCAGGAUUCUGUAUGAUCUGUAUAAUGCAGAAUCAUAUCAUCCAAGCCUUUGCCAACACGGGCAAUGCCAUCAAGCCUGUGUCCUUCAUCCGUGACCUGAAGAAAAUUGCUCGCCACUUCCGGUUUGGCAGCCAGGAGGAUGCCCAUGAAUUUUUGCGCUACACUAUCGAUGCCAUGCAGAAAGCUUGCCUCAAUGGUUACCCGAAGUUGGACAGGCAGACGCAGGCCACUACACUUGUCCACCAGAUCUUUGGGGGUUACUUGAGAUCAAGAGUGAAAUGCUCCAUUUGUAAAAGUGUGUCAGACACGUACGACCCCUAUCUGGACAUAGCGGUGGAGAUUCGGCAAGCAGCCAACAUCGUACGUGCCCUAGAACUGUUUGUCAAGCCAGACGUUUUGAGUGGUGAAAACGCCUACAUGUGUGCCAAGUGUAAGAAGAAAGUGCCGGCAACGAAGCGGUUCACUGUUCAUAGAACAUCGAAUGUGCUCACAUUGUCCCUUAAAAGGUUUGCCAACUUCAGUGGGGGGAAGAUCACCAAGGAUGUUGGCUACCCAGAGUUCCUGAACAUUCGUCCAUACAUGUCUCAGAGCUCAGGGGACCCAGUGAUGUAUGGCCUCUAUGCAGUCCUAGUGCAUUCAGGGUACAGCUGCCAUGCCGGCCACUACUACUGCUAUGUGAAGGCCAGUAAUGGACAGUGGUACCAGAUGAACGACUCGAUGGUGCAUUCCAGUAACAUCAAGGUCGUGCUCAAUCAGCAGGCUUAUGUCCUCUUUUACCUGAGGAUUCCUGAAAAGAAGAACACAGAUGGUCCAAGUGUAAAGCAAAACCUGGUGCAUUCUGGCAGGGCUAAUAUGACCCCGGAGCAGCUGAAGAAAAUCACGCUGAACGGCCCUUUGUCGUCUCCGCAGGUUACCAAGAAACUGGACACUGCUCAGCUAAGGAAGAUCCAGUCUGUGGACGGGGGUCUGGGUGUACCUGUUGCUCGAAAUGGCUCUGGCAUCCAGUCACCCAAGCUAGCUAACGGCACGCCUGCUGCCCACGCUGCGCCCAGGGUUCCGGGUGGCCCAUCACUGAUUGAGGAGCCCUUCAAAAAACUGAAGAAGCCUGCUCCUCAGCCCCAGGCCCGUGGCUCUGCACCUAGCGCCUCCUCCAACGGGAUCGCCAAGUCCGACCCUGACAAGAGAGGCAGCGGCGAGGGCCGCAGUCUGGUGCUGUCUACCUCACUCAAGUCCCUGUCGGACUCCUCGUCGGCGGACACCUCCUCAGAGUCCAAGGAAUCGAUCGGCACCAGAAGUGCUCCCGUGGGAGAUGUGUCCGCCCUCUCCAAGAGCAGCGUGAAUGGGACGGCCUCUCCGGCUAAAAGUGCAGAGCGAGCAGCUACGGAGGAGCAGAAGUCGGCGAAGCUGAAACCGCCGGCCCUCACCAACAUCUCGUCCGAACCCAACAGCACCAUGUCUCCUCCUCCCGCCAAGAGGCUGGCCCUGUCCGCCAAGAAGGCCAGUCCCAGUCUCAGCCUCAGCCUCAGCAGGACCCCGAACAACAACAGCAGCAGCAACCGCCGCAGCAGCACUGAGGCAUCGCCCUCCUCAUCACAUCAUCAGUCCCGUGACCCUACGCAUCCAGCUGAUUUUCACCAUCUUGCCCCCGCUUCACCUUCCCAACACCACAGGGUUCCAUUCCAUUCACCCAAGCUGCAGCCUCCACCUGUGAUGCAUCUCUUUAAAAAUACAAGCCCCCUUAAACAGCUCUCCUCUUCCUCAAAGAAUCCCACACUCUCUUCGCCAGUCAGCGAGUGUAAGCCCCACCCUACCAGCAUUGCUGGACCAAUCAAGAAAACUGCAGAGUCCAGUGCAGGCAAUUCUGAUGGACUUUGUGUCAUGUUAAAGAUGAAGAAGAAGAAGAAAAAGAAGCGGCGCCACUCAGAAGUAGAAGCCCCCGUCGAUGAGCUUCCUGCCAAACCCCUGCAGGCGGAGCCAGAGAGCAGACAUGAAAAGAAGAAAGAAAGGAAACGGAAGAAGAGGAAAAGAGAGGAGGAGCUGAACGGACUUGAGGCUCAGGCAGAGGGUGUGCAGUCCCAUCUUGAGCCGCCCCCUCAAGAUGAAGACUGGUGCCUUGGAGACACAUGGGGGGUCAGUGUAGAUGCUAAAGGAAGUACCCAACGGCCAAAAAAGCUGUCAGAACCAUCCACAGAACCAAAACCGUCUCCGCCCAAGGCCCAACCCGAGAGUCAGUCAGAGCCCCAACCAACUCAGUCGUUACUUUGCGCUGGACCAGCCCUGCAGGGCUUAACCUUAAAAAAGAAGAAGAAGAAAAAGAAGAAGCCCAGAAAGGAGCUGGACGAGCCCGAGGGUGAACCUGAAAUUUCUGAAAGUAGUGCUGGAAGAAGUGGGACGAUGCAAACGGAUUCAGAGUUGGGGGAUUUGAGUGAGUCAAAGACGAAAGCCAAAAAGAGGAAAAGAGAAGAGGCCAAGCUGAGAGAACCCAAGGUGUCCCACAAAGACCCUGCUGGAGAUGAGCCGUUUGGUCAGAACCAUAUGGAGAGAGAGAAGUCCAAACCUACCACAGGAUUAGCAGCCGUGGUGGUCUGGGACAGCCAGGUUAAAGACGGCUACAAGCUCAGCAAGAGCUCUGCGGGAUCGGAAGACUUGGAUGAGAAAAGGCCUCGUCCCGCCUCCGUGGCUUGGGACGGAAAGAAGAGCUCUGAUGUGGUCGAGGAGCUCCUUAAGAACGCCACAGAUAAAGCUUAUGGAACUGAAGUCCUCAGCUGGGAGGGAGAGCGCUCCGCAAUCAGCAGAGACGCCAUCGAGGAAGCCCACUAUGCUAAACACGACACCGUACUUGAUGAAUGGGACGAGGAGUUUGACAGUGGGAAGGUGAAGAAAAUAAAGAGGUACAGAAAAGAGAGGAGAAGAAGUGGCAAUGUCUUCCAGAAGAUCCAAGACCGUCGCCAAAUGUGGUCCGUCACACCAGGAGGAAGGAGGAACAGUUUGGGGUAUCGCUACUGAUGUGAGGGUUUCAUGAUGGGAUCUUGCUCGUGCUCCCUGGUGACAGCUUGCCUUAUUGGACAAGAAGCUGCGUGGUCUCUCCGAGGACCGCAAUGUGCUGUGAAGCAGAGGCCAAAAUCGUCUCUCGGGGGCUGAGUCCAGUGUUUGGAGUCCAGGCCCCUCGUUGUGGCAGUAGGGUCAGAUCAGCUUAAUAAAUGGCAUUAGUCACACUGAUCCAGCUGAUGUCUAUGAUGAGAUACUGUACUGUAGCCACUACCUUGCUUAUCAGGACAGGAGGGAAAGUAUGACCUGAAAACUGACAGUAAUGGGUAACGGUGCUUUUAUGGGCUAGUGGCACAUUCGGGCGUAGACCACUGUUUCGUACUGCCUCCCACUUUAUUUACGCAGGAGCAAAAUCAUGUUCUUGUGCUUUUUUGUUUGUUUGUUUGUUAUUGUAUUGUUUUUUUUUUCUUUUAAAGCUCACUGAAGCACAGUGCUGAAUGUUGGACAUUUAGAACAUUUCCCAAGUCAGAAGUAAACUCGGAUAUCCAGAAGAACAAUACAGUACAUACCAAAUAUGUAAGAACACCAUCAGUCAUUUCUCAGCAGUGAGUGCUUCUGAACAAUGUGAUCAUUUAUACUUCUUUUUCUUUUAUUAUAUUUUUAAUUACUUGCAUAAUUUGGACCUCCUCGGAACCAAAUGGACUGUUGAAAUAUUGUAAUGUUAGCCUUGCUGAACGCAUUGCCCUUUUUAAUAUGCAGCAUCGCUUAAAGCCCCAGAAUCUUCCAUUGUGUUGUGGGUUUGCCUUAUUUGAGUUGAAUACUUUCCGAUGUGUUCAGAAGAAUUUGAAUAUGAUGGGAAUCUUCUUCAAGAGAAGACGGUGCCCUUUUCUGUGUUUAAUCUCAUGUUAUUCGUCUGCUCUGUGUUGGAGCAAAGCAUAUCCAAAGGUUGUGAGCUUAGGUCACCUUUUUAAUUGGCCGUACCCUCGUAAGGUGGAGAAUUGGUCAGCACACUUUCUUGCAAAACGUCGAUCCGUUUCACCGUUGGAGGGGCUGCGUUGGCUGCACUCCACCCCAUGGAAUUCAGCAGGGAGGGUUAUAGCGCAUAUCCCAUUGCCACUCUUUCUACUCUAUGCAAGUCUCACAGGUCACCUGAAACCGGGGGUCCACCUCAGGAAGCGCCCCGCAGAAGCCGGUCUUAAGAGAACAUCGCUUUCUGUGUCCGUCCGUCAAGCCUUCUGAACGAACCCAGCCCCCCUUUCCAGUUUUCACCCGCUCCUUUUCCCCUCAUCCGUCAUUCAUGAUGCAGAGAAACCUCUCUGUAAUUGUACUAUAGUGCUUUGGGACAAAAAUAAUUCUAUUCCAGAUACUUGACCACAGCCAAGUCGUCGAUUAUUGAGAGUAAGAUGUGACGCUUUCUUGACUAGAACAUUGUACAGUCCCACUCGUGCGCUCUGUGACUUCCUAAACAUCCUUGUAGUCGAGAUUUAUCCCCCCCAGUACUUCCAUUUUAGAAAAGUUGCCUUGAAUUGAUUCCUAAAAAAGAUGAGUAGAAGAUCUCGAAAGUCCUACUUUUUCUAAUUUAAAAGCGAGACGCUUAUUAAAAUGCACAUUCAUUCGCAGAUGAAACCUAAUAUAUUCUAUAAGGUUUGGAACUGUUAUCUGGAGAACCUUCUCAGUGCGUAGAUGUACGGGUGUCCUGUUUGAGAGGACGUGCUCUUCUCGGCAAGGAGCCUCGUUUAAAGUCUGAAAGAGUAAAAAAAUAAAAAUAAAGCUGAGUUCUGUAGACUGUGUUGCUGUUCUGUUAGAAAUGUUGCGAGAUCUUUUUCAGCGGCACCGACGCCGAAGAACACGCUCCGACCUCCGAUUCAUGUCAUAUUUGCACCGCUGAUUCUGUACCUUUACGCCGCCUUUUCAAGACUUAAGAGACAUUCGAUAUCGAGGAUACAUGAAUAUAAAUAUACUGGUGCAAUAAAGUUGUGAUUUUUGUGAAAAAAAAAAUAAAAAAACAUUCUGUG
Pygocentrus nattereri (red-bellied piranha) is the source of this 5817-nucleotide messenger RNA. It is a transcript of the gene usp36, whose product is annotated as ubiquitin specific peptidase 36. The transcript has 22 exons. The coding region runs from base 305 to 3820 and encodes 1171 amino acids. Gene Ontology annotation, molecular function: cysteine-type endopeptidase activity; cysteine-type deubiquitinase activity. The record is from RefSeq and is a predicted model, not a curated record. Gene Ontology annotation, cellular component: nucleus; cytosol. Gene Ontology annotation, biological process: regulation of apoptotic process; protein deubiquitination. Lineage: Eukaryota; Metazoa; Chordata; Actinopteri; Characiformes; Serrasalmidae.